GUGUGUGUGUGUGUGUGUUUGUCCACCAGUGUUCGACCCUUCUGGUCCCUCAUUCCCACUGAGGUCUCACAGCCAAAAGGGCUUCUUUGGAGCUCCGGGUUUCUCGGAGAGUCUGUGCUAGCGUUGCCUCUCUCUUCAUUCUUUCCAUUCUAAACAGCUGCUGAACACGCGCCGCCAUGUCGGACAACGAAGAAAUAACGGAGGAAUACGAAGAGGAAGUCGAAGAAGAGGAGGAAGCCCCUGAAGAGGCCCCAGGCGAGGAGCAAGAGCCGGAAGAGGAGGAGCUACAACAGGAAGGGGAGGAUCCUGAGGUGGAGGAGGAGCUAGAGGAAGAGACCAAUGAGGAACAAGAUGGUGAAGAUGAGGCCGCUGAGGAUGAAGGAGAAGAAGAAGCAAAGCCUAAAUUCAAGCCGUUCAUCAUGCCUAACCUCAUACCACCCAAGAUACCAGACGGAGAGAAGGUGGACUUUGAUGAUAUCCACCGGAAGAGGAUGGAGAAGGAUCUGACAGAGCUGCAGACACUGAUCGAAGUUCACUUUGUGAGCAGGAAGAAGGAAGAGGAGGAUUUUAUAAACCUUAAGGAACGGAUUGACAAGCGGCGUUCUGAGCGAGCGGAGCAGCAUCGGAUCCGCAGCGAGCGGGAGAAGGAGCGUCAGAAGCGCCUUGAGGAUGAGAGGUCUCGCAAAGAGGAAGAAGAGGCCAAGAAGAAGGCGGACGACGAUGCGAAGAAGAAGAAAACCCUGACCAGCCUCCAUUUUGGGGGCUACAUGCAGAAGGUGGCGGAGAAGCGGAGCGGUAAGCGGCAGACGGAGAGGGAGAAGAAGAGGAAGAUUCUAGCCGACAGACACAAGCCUCUGGACGUGGAGAACAAAAGCGAGGCGGUGCUCAAGGAGAAAGCUCAGGGGUUAUGGGACUGGAUGCACCAACUGGAGCAGGACAAGUUUGAAUUUCAAUACCUGUUUGCCAGACAGAAAUACGAGAUCAACGUGCUAAGGAACCGCGUGAGUGAUCACCAGAAAAUCUCUAAGAGAACUAAGAGAGGCCUGAGGAAAUAGGAACCAAAAAGACAGGA
Molecule: messenger RNA, 1072 nt
Organism: Gadus macrocephalus (Pacific cod)
Lineage: Eukaryota; Metazoa; Chordata; Actinopteri; Gadiformes; Gadidae
Gene: tnnt2a
Product: troponin T type 2a (cardiac)
Exons: 15
Coding region: 177-1055 (292 amino acids)
Biological process (GO): sarcomere organization; cardiac muscle contraction; regulation of muscle contraction
Cellular component (GO): troponin complex
Molecular function (GO): tropomyosin binding; troponin C binding; troponin I binding
Source: RefSeq, a predicted model, not a curated record